Messenger RNA from Octopus bimaculoides (California two-spot octopus), 1830 nucleotides. RefSeq names its product tubulin beta-4A chain. The record is from RefSeq and is a predicted model, not a curated record. Gene Ontology annotation, biological process: microtubule-based process. Gene Ontology annotation, cellular component: microtubule. Gene Ontology annotation, molecular function: GTPase activity; structural constituent of cytoskeleton; GTP binding. NCBI's taxonomy places the organism in Eukaryota, Metazoa, Mollusca, Cephalopoda, Octopoda, Octopodidae.
UAUUUUCAAAUCUUCGUUGCGGCUUCAUCAAGUAAGACGUGUUUGUAACGAGACCGACUACAGUAAUCAUGAGGGAAAUAGUUCAUGUACAAACUGGACAAUGUGGAAAUCAGAUUGGAGCUAAAUUCUGGGAAGUUAUUUCUGAUGAACAUGGUAUCGAUCCCACCGGCACCUACCAUGGUGAUAGCGAUUUGCAAUUAGAGAGAAUUAAUGUCUACUACAAUGAAGCUACUGGCGGCAAAUAUGUACCACGCGCUGUUCUUGUCGACUUGGAACCCGGCACGAUGGAUUCCGUUCGUUCAGGUCCAUUCGGUCAGCUUUUCCGACCUGACAACUUUGUAUUCGGACAGAGUGGAGCUGGUAACAACUGGGCGAAAGGUCAUUACACUGAGGGUGCCGAAUUAGUCGAUUCAGUGUUGGAUGUAAUCCGUAAGGAAGCCGAAAGUUGCGAUUGUCUACAAGGUUUCCAACUCACUCACUCACUUGGCGGUGGUACUGGCUCGGGUAUGGGAACUCUAGCAAUCAGCAAAAUCCGAGAAGAAUAUCCAGAUAGAAUCAUGAACACAUUCUCCGUCGUCCCUUCACCUAAAGUAUCGGAUACUGUAGUCGAACCAUAUAACGCAACCCUAUCCAUCCAUCAGUUGGUAGAAAAUACAGAUGAAACUUACUGCAUCGACAACGAAGCAUUAUACGAUAUUUGCUUCCGUACACUCAAGCUAACCACUCCUACCUAUGGUGACUUAAAUCAUUUGGUCUCCGCCACAAUGUCUGGUGUUACAACAUGUCUUCGAUUUCCCGGGCAGCUGAAUGCUGAUUUACGUAAACUUGCUGUAAAUAUGGUUCCAUUCCCUCGCUUACAUUUCUUCAUGCCAGGCUUUGCCCCAUUAACAUCCCGCGGCAGUCAGCAAUAUAGAGCUUUAACUGUACCAGAACUCACACAACAAAUGUUCGAUGCUAAAAAUAUGAUGGCCGCCUGUGACCCAAGACACGGUCGUUACCUCACCGUCGCUACUAUUUUCCGAGGCCGCAUGUCGAUGAAGGAGGUUGAUGAACAGAUGCUCAACAUCCAAAGUAAAAACAGCAGCUACUUCGUUGAAUGGAUUCCUAACAACGUGAAGACAGCCGUCUGUGACAUUCCUCCACGUGGGCUUAAAAUGUCUGCCACUUUCGUAGGAAACAGCACAGCUAUCCAAGAGUUAUUUAAACGAAUCUCUGAACAGUUCACCGCUAUGUUCAGGAGGAAAGCUUUCUUGCAUUGGUACACUGGCGAGGGCAUGGAUGAGAUGGAAUUCACAGAAGCCGAAUCUAACAUGAACGACUUGAUCUCAGAGUACCAACAAUAUCAGGAUGCUACUGCUGAUGAAGGCGAUUUGGAUGAGGAGGAAGAAGAGGAGGAGCCUUGUUAAUAACUUUAAUCUCGAACUGUCUGUUUCUAAUUCUGUCUUUCCAGUCUGAAUGCUUCAGACCUCUUUGGGUGGGUGGGGUGAAUGAGAGACUUUUUAAAAUGUGAACGUCUGUUGUAAAAGGAAUAAAGAAUCGAUAAUAGUACAUUCUUUUUUGUGACUGUGAACUUUGCUUGUGUCAGUUGCGUCUUUUUUGUAUCUUGGCCUUACUUGUAAGACCAAACUGUCUCUAAUAUGUCAGCAUUUGGCUGGAAAUGUGUCCUAGUGUUGCUUCCUCGCAGCAGCAGCAAACCCGACACUCGAUUUUUAGAUUCUGUUCGAGUAAAAAGAAAAAAAAAUCUCGCUAAUAUUACAUUUUUUUAAAGAAUAUUAGUUUGUAUUGGUUUUAAAAUAAAAUGGUUGCUGUUUGUAACUUUCGUACACCUAU